AGUACUAGAUACAAACCAAACAACACCCUAGGAGACAAGGGAGAUAAAAGGUGCUGCACAAGGAGGAUCGGGGUUAGUCCUCGGCUGGCUCCCGGGUUCAAGACUUGCUGAACGAUCGACCACAUCGGAGCAACGCAUCUUUGAACUUAACUAACUAACUAAAGAGACGGAGCAAAUGAACAAGCCUAACAUUGCAGAAAGAGAAGUCCAACAACCUAAAGCCGAAACGAGAGUGUCAAGCAGAGGAGGAUUAACCAUUUCCACCCGGCUUUAGGAUUCCAAUUGAUCUCCAAGGAUCACUCUUUUGUUCACCCUGCCAUCAGAGACUGCACUGGUCAGAGACUUUGCGGACUUCGGACAAAGUCGGAAGUUUCAACAGAAACCAACAGUACGGCAGGCAAAGGAUGGACUGAAUUGGUCGUACACCCGAAGGGGUCUUCCCUCUCUCUCUUCAAACUGGACAUUCAACCAUUCAGCUACAGCCUUUUCACCAGGUUUAAUGGGGAGCCACACUCCUACACACGUUUCAACUUGACCCAGAACAUGGAAGGUGAUAACAGCCAGGUGGAGAUGAAGCUGUCGUCUGACAUGGAUGAGGAAGUUGGGGGAAAUGGCGUUGGAGAUCACCUCAAUCACAGCUCCAACCGCAAACCCCAUGUGGCUCAGAAGCUUGGAUGCACACCCAAGAACCUGUGCAUCUUGGCAGCUGCCACCCUCCUCAUCUUUAUUAUUGGCUACUUGAUUGGCUAUCUGGUGCAUCAGAAAAAGGAAUUGGCUCAAAGCUGUGCAGCCUCCGUGCUUCCUUUGGAAGAACCUGUUCCUCACGAGACAGGUGCUGCUCCCCUCAUGGACUGGGACGAUGUGAAAAAGCUCUUCGCUCAAAAACUCACUGUAGCCAACUUUGAAUCUGUCUUCAGUGAGUUUUCCAGUGACGAACACCGGGCUGGUUCUCCAGGUGAUGAUGCUCUGGGGAACAAGGUGCUCAAGAAGUUUAACAAGUACGGCAUGAACACAUGGACCAAUGAGUACUUUGUUAAAGUUCAAGACCCCCCUGCUUCCGGCUCCAACAGAGUUGUUUUCAAGAAUGGAAGUAAUACAGAGUAUCCAAAAGGACUCCUGUCCUACAGUGCCAUAGGAACAGUAACGGGUGCUGUCUUGUAUGCGGGUUAUGGGCAGGAAAUUGACUUCAUGUUACUGCAGGACAGGAACAUCAACCUGUCUGGCAGGGUGAUGCUGGUCAAGGCUGGUAAGAUCAGCUUUGCUGAAAAGGUAGCCAAUGCUGCCAAAAUGAAUGCCUCUGCUGUGUUGAUCUAUCCUGACCCCGCCGAUGACGCUUUCGAAGAAGACACUGAGCUCUAUGGACAUGUCCACAUGGGUUCAGGGGAUCCCUACACCCCAGGCUUCCCCUCCUUCAACUACACCCAGUUUCCCCCUGUCCAGUCUUCUGGCCUGCCAAAAAUUUUGGCUCAGACCAUCACAGCAGGCAUGGCUACCAAAAUUCUGAGGGAGCUGGGGGGUCAGAAUGUGCCACAAGCGUGGGGAGGAAUCUACAAACUGGGAGAAGAGAAAGAUCUUAUUACUGUGGACGUCAACAAUGUUCUUACUGAGAAGAAGAUACAUAAUGUCUUCGGGGUCAUCAAAGGCUUUGUGGAUACAGAUCGAUAUCUGGUCAUCGGUGCCCAGAGGGACGCUUGGGGUCCAGGUUUUGCUUCAUCGACUGUCGGCACCAGUGUCCUUGUUGAGCUGGCACGCUCCAUCUCUGACAUGGUGAAGAACGAUGGAUUCAAGCCAAGGCGAAGCAUUGUGUUUGCCAGCUGGAGUGCUGGAGAAUAUGGGAGUGUUGGCGCCACCGAGUGGUUGGAGGGUUAUCUCUCUUCUCUGAGCAUGAAAGCAUUCACCUACAUCAACCUGGAUGGCGUUGUAGCAGGUCGGAACGGAUUUAAAGUAGCAGCCAGUCCCUUGCUGUACAGCUUGAUCAAGAGCUCUCUAAAGGAGGUGAGGUCUCCAAACAAGGCCCCUUCUCUCUCUUCUGAAUUUGCAGGGGGCAACUGGGAAACAAAUGUAUUGGAGCCUCUGAAGUUGGAUAAUGCUGCAUAUCCCUUCCUUGCCUUUUCUGGAAUACCCUCAGUAUCAUUUAGAUUCACCCCUGGGAAGUCAGAAUACCUGUAUUUUGGCACAAUGCGGGACACCCGACAGAAACUGAACGGGGUCACGUCCAACUCGGUUCCUCAGGUGGCUGUAAUAGCGUCCCAGUUCGCAGGUCACAUGGCGCUGAGGCUGGUCCAUGAUCACCUCCUGCGGAUGGACCCAACAAGGUACUACGAUAUUUUACGUACUCAUGUGGGUCAGAUCAACACGAAAGUCAAGGCUGUUCAGAGGGUGCAGCCCCAGCUGUUGCCCAAGUCACUGACGGUGCAGUGGUUGAUCUCUGCCUCUGGCUCAUACAACCGUGCCUCUCGCAGCCUGUUAGCAGACGUCCAGAACAGCGACCUGGACAACAUCGAGAUGUGCCGCAUCAUUAAUGACCGCAUCAUGUCGGUGGAAAGGAACUUCCUGUCACCCUUUGUGUCUCCCAGAGAGAGUCCUUUCCGCCACAUCCUGCUGGGCUCCGGCAGUCACACUCUCCAGGCUCUGUCCAACCACCUCGAAGCCCUCAGGACUACCAACCCUGAGGCAGAUGCUGAUCUGUUCCGCAACCAGUUUGCCCUGGCGACCUGGACCCUUCAGGGCUGUGCCAACUCACUAGCAGGGGAUAUCUGGUCUUUGGAUAAUGAAAUAUAAAAAGUAAUUUCCUCCCUCCUCCCUUGUUCAUGGUUUGGCCCUCUUAGUGCAGCUGGCAGUGUGAAAACCAGUAGGCUGUGAUUAUUAACAGUCACAGAUGCAGUUUUUUUUUUCUUAAAUUAACAUAGCUGAUUGAGGAAGUGAUAAAAGUGGAGCUGUUUCAAAAUACCAACAUUUAGUAAUCAACUCUGUUCCAUAAUUUUCAAAAUUUCAAUAAGCUGCCUCAUCUCCCUUCUUUCUAAAAUUCUCCAUAAAGUCAAAUAUUCAUGAUAAAUUGUACUUAAACCUUCAGCCUUAACAAAAAGAAUGUUUAGAAGGUCAUUGUCAAUAAUGUAUAAUUAUCGGGAGCAGUGCCUUCCAUAAUUAUGACUACUGUCGAAUUGACAAAAGCAGCAUCUGCUAAAAGAAGUGUACAUGUUGACCGAUGGCCAGUACUGAACACAGAACAAUCUGGCACCUCUAAGCAAACCACACAACUGAGGUAAUUAUUUUUAUUUUUGUUUAUUUUUAUACUUAAACCUUCUACAAGUUGGGUGCCUGGUUAGCUCAGUCAGUAGAGCUGGCGACCCAUAUACAGAGUUACUGCAGUGGCCUGGGUUCGAGUCUGACCUGUGGCCCUUUGUUGCUUUGUCAUCCCCUCUCUCUAUCCCCCUUCCCUGUCUAUCUUCAGUUGUCUCUGUCCAAAUAAAGGCAUGAAAAGGCCCAAAAAAAAACUACUAAAGGGGUUUUUAACUCGACUCAAUGAAACUAUAGCGCUUUUGUCCACAGGGGCCACCAGAAUCACAUUAAAUGAAAGUUCCUUGUAGCUGCUUUAACUGACACUGGAUUGGUCUUUUAGGCAAGGUCAUUUCAUAUAUCACACCUUGGAAAAUAUAAACCGAACACCUCUGUUUGUCAGUACCAGUCCCUUGGUCCAUGCACACCUCUCGUCCUCACAACAUUAUCGGGAGCAGUGUCUUCCAUAAUGUGAAAAAAGAAGGUAGUUUUUGCCUACCAGUGUGUGUCCGUAUCGGAGGCAGUGCCCUCCAUAUUUCACUGUAGGGGUGGAUGUUUUUAUUAUCGGGAACAGUGUUUCCCAUAAUGUGUAUAUAUACAGUACAUUGCUACACCAUGCACUUGUUGUCUGCAUCUUUAAAAGCCUUCUAUGACGUUUCCAUGCUAAAGUAGUUUCCUCUAAGGCCUGAAGCUUCUGCCCACAGAUCUAAAGGAUAGUGAUGAGUUUUAUCGUCUGCUCUUCUGAAAACAUGUCCCAUCUGUCUCCUUACUGAGGUGAAGAAGUUACAGUUCCAGGUUCUUUUUUUUUGUUUUUUUUAGUUUUGUUUAGUGAGCAGUUUGCCUCAUUUUAAUCAAGCGCUAAUAGUGUGUUGUCUUUUCUUUGAUUCAGUCAGUGUGAAAGUACAUUCUGCUUUCAAUUGUGUUCAGAAAUUUCCUUGUGCCUUUAUUUCAUGACUGCGUUUGCUUCUACACACAGUACAGAACUUAAAGAGGUUUUGGAGAAUGUAUAUUUGGCUUGUUUUAGUUUUAGUUUUGACAUUUCUGUAUCAAGUAUCUGUAUAUAGAAUCAAAUGUUACUGGGUUAAAGGCCUGUUAUGCUCCAACACUGUUAGAAGUUAAAAAGUUACCAGAAGAAUGAAAAUUGUGAAACACGAUUGGACAAAAUCAAUGUAAAUGGGAUUUAAGAUUUCACAAGGAAUGUUGCAGUACUUGAGGUGGACCUCUUUUAGCUAAUCUACAAAGUUUGGUCACUCGUUGUUUUCACGUUUUUUUUAUAUUUUAUUUUAACUUUUUAAACUUUUACAAAAAAUAUACCUACCUGUAUCAUGAUACAGUCAGGAGUAUGAAUAGAAAACAAAACAAAAUAAAAAGAACAAACACACGCACACACACACUCACAAAAAAACAAAACAAACAA
Dicentrarchus labrax (European seabass) is the source of this 4693-nucleotide messenger RNA. Its product is annotated as transferrin receptor protein 1. Gene Ontology annotation, biological process: iron ion transport; intracellular iron ion homeostasis. The record is from RefSeq and is a predicted model, not a curated record. The transcript is spliced from 17 exons. Gene Ontology annotation, cellular component: external side of plasma membrane. NCBI's taxonomy places the organism in Eukaryota, Metazoa, Chordata, Actinopteri, Moronidae. Bases 544 to 2781 code for a protein of 745 amino acids.